GAGCGUCCACUGCCAUCGAAGUACAAGGAAACGGAUAGUACUGGCUCUCGUUUGUCGUGAAAUUUUUCCCUCGAGAGUUUAAACUAUGGCACGUACCAAGCAAACUGCACGUAAAUCAACUGGAGGUAAAGCACCUCGUAAACAGCUUGCCACAAAGGCGGCACGUAAGAGUGCACCUUCUACCGGUGGUGUGAAAAAACCACAUCGAUAUAGGCCUGGUACUGUGGCUCUUCGAGAAAUCAGAAGAUAUCAGAAGUCGACCGAGUUGCUGAUCAGAAAGUUACCCUUCCAGCGACUGGUUCGUGAAAUUGCACAGGAUUUCAAGACCGACUUGCGUUUCCAAAGUGCUGCGAUUGGGGCCUUACAGGAAGCAUCCGAAGCAUACUUGGUCGGUCUGUUUGAAGAUACCAACUUGUGCGCCAUCCAUGCCAAGCGUGUAACAAUCAUGCCCAAGGAUAUCCAGCUGGCCCGGCGAAUCCGUGGCGAGCGUGCUUAAAUAAUAUGUAACUCCCGUACAUACCAUUUACUACUACUAUUAUUAUUAUUAAUUAUUAUCAUUCAUAACAAUCCUGGAUUGAGCAUUUUCAUUCCAGACUACGUAUUAUGUUGUACUCUAGAAAAGUGUACAAGUUCAUCCUUUACAACAGGUACAUAGAACUUGAAGCUCUUAUAGAUCAAUGUUAUGAACUACUUUUGGUACAUUGGUAGUUUUUGCUUUUGCAAAAAGAAAAAAAAGUCGGUUACAAAAGGUAAUUCUUUUAUCUCUUCGUUUAAUUUAUACGUUCUAAUAUUCUACACUAUGUCUACAAAGUAAAAGUACGUGGUAAAGAUAAAAAGUGAAACAGACGCAUAAAAAUAAUCUUGAUGGAAGACAAGAAAAAUCUUCUGCAAGUACUGUUAAGAAUAAAAAAAAAGGGCAACUUAAGUUUCUCAUAGAGACCAAGUUUUAUUUGACAUUAUUACAACACAUAAUACCAUCAUUAUCAUUAUUGGUACAAUACAUAGCAAAACUAUGCAUUAGAAAGUAAGACAGUUUCUUUAUAGAGAUCCAAUGUAGUGUUUAAUAUGCUAGAAUUCUGGUUGUAUGAACAUUACAUAAGAUGUUUCAAUCAGCCAAGUACUCAUUGUUCGUGUAAAGAUAAACGUUUCAUAAAUAAAUCUUCAAAAUAA
Molecule: messenger RNA, 1170 nt
Organism: Dufourea novaeangliae
Lineage: Eukaryota; Metazoa; Arthropoda; Insecta; Hymenoptera; Halictidae
Product: histone H3.3
Exons: 3
Coding region: 86-496 (136 amino acids)
Cellular component (GO): nucleosome
Molecular function (GO): structural constituent of chromatin; DNA binding; protein heterodimerization activity
Source: RefSeq, a predicted model, not a curated record